Molecule: messenger RNA, 1344 nt
Organism: Hibiscus syriacus
Lineage: Eukaryota; Viridiplantae; Streptophyta; Magnoliopsida; Malvales; Malvaceae
Product: UDP-glucuronic acid decarboxylase 4-like
Exons: 6
Coding region: 1-1305 (434 amino acids)
Biological process (GO): D-xylose metabolic process
Cellular component (GO): cytoplasm
Molecular function (GO): UDP-glucuronate decarboxylase activity; NAD+ binding
Source: RefSeq, a predicted model, not a curated record
AUGGCGUCCGAACUGACUCAGAGAAACCACACAGCACCACCCACGGACCAACUCUCGCCAACUCUCACUUCUUCGAUCCCUGCCGGAAACUGGAAGACCCCAUUCCGUUACAUGGCUCAGAAACAGCGUUUUGUCUACGUUCUCGUCGGGAUCGCCAUUUCCGCCCUGUUUUUCAACUCGCUCCCUGUUUCCACGUUGCAGCAACCGAGCCACGGUUCAAACUCGGUGUCCGAGUCGAGUUCCAUGACUCGGAGAGUUCUCUACGAAGCUUACCCCGAAGUCAUUCGAGGGAGGAACGCUGGCGGCAAGGUGCCGUUGGGGUUGAAAAAGAAGAGCUUGAGGAUUGUCGUGACCGGUGGAGCCGGGUUCGUGGGGAGCCACCUGGUGGACCGUCUGAUCGCUAGGGGUGACAGUGUGAUCGUGGUUGAUAAUUUCUUCACGGGUCGGAAAGAGAAUCUGAUGCAGCAUUUUGGGAACCCGAGGUUUGAGCUGAUCAGACAUGAUGUUGUUGAACCGAUUCUGUUGGAAGUUGACCAAAUCUAUCACUUGGCUUGCCCUGCUUCCCCUGUUCAUUACAAGUUCAAUCCUGUCAAGACCAUUAAGACCAAUGUGGUGGGAACAUUGAACAUGCUAGGACUUGCAAAAAGAGUUGGGGCCCGUUUCUUGCUAACCAGCACCAGUGAGGUCUAUGGUGAUCCUUUGCAGCAUCCCCAGGUUGAGACCUAUUGGGGCAAUGUCAAUCCCAUUGGUGUACGGAGUUGCUACGAUGAGGGCAAACGGACUGCAGAGACCUUGACCAUGGACUACCAUAGAAGCCUUGGCAUUGAGGUGAGGAUUGCUCGGAUUUUUAACACGUACGGACCACGAAUGUGCAUCGACGACGGUCGUGUCGUCAGCAACUUUGUAGCCCAAGCAUUGAGGAAAGAGCCGAUGACGGUCUAUGGUGAUGGAAAACAAACCAGGAGUUUCCAAUAUGUUUCAGACCUGGUGGAGGGUCUAAUACGGUUGAUGGAAGGCGAUCACGUCGGUCCUUUCAAUCUCGGAAAUCCCGGAGAAUUCACCAUGCUCGAACUCGCCGAGGUGGUACAAGAAGCAAUAGAUCCGAAUGCAAAGAUAGAAUUCAGACCAAACACAGAAGAUGAUCCACACAAGAGGAAACCAGACAUUUCCAAGGCCAAACAGCUUCUUGGUUGGGAACCCACCAUUUCCCUACGCAAAGGCCUUCCAUUAAUGGUGAAUGAUUUCAGGCAAAGAAUCUUUGGUAACCCUAAAACACUUGUUGUCGGAGGUGCUGCAAUGGCUUAAUAAUCAUAAUUAUUAGUUUAUUACUCUUUAUUAGAAAAA